CGGGGCGCGCCGGGGCCGGGCGCGCGGGGAGGGGGCGCAGGAAGCGGGCGCGGCCGGGCGCGGGAGGCGGCGGCGGCUGCCCCGGGAGCUGCCGAUCGGCGCCGGGACAAAGGCGCGGCCGCCCGGCGCCCCGAGCAGCCCGAGCCGGGGCGCACAGCCGAGGCGCAGCCCGCGCCCCCCGCCGCGAUUGACAUGAUGUUUCCACAAAGCAGGCAUUCGGGCUCCUCGCACCUACCCCAGCAACUCAAAUUCACCACCUCCGACUCCUGCGACCGCAUCAAAGACGAAUUUCAGCUGCUGCAGGCUCAAUAUCACAGCCUAAAGCUCGAGUGUGACAAGUUGGCCAGCGAGAAGUCGGAGAUGCAGCGUCACUAUGUGAUGUACUACGAGAUGUCCUACGGCUUGAACAUUGAGAUGCACAAGCAGGCUGAAAUUGUCAAGAGGCUGAACGGGAUUUGUGCCCAGGUCCUGCCCUACCUCUCCCAAGAGCACCAGCAGCAGGUCUUGGGAGCUAUCGAGAGGGCCAAGCAGGUGACCGCGCCUGAGCUGAACUCCAUCAUCCGACAGCAGCUCCAAGCCCACCAGCUGUCCCAGCUGCAGGCUCUGGCCCUGCCCCUGACCCCCUUGCCCGUGGGGCUGCAGCCACCUUCGCUGCCGGCAGUCAGCGCGGGCACCGGCCUCCUCUCGCUGUCUGCGCUGGGCUCCCAGGCCCACCUCUCCAAGGAAGACAAGAACGGGCACGACGGGGACACCCACCAGGAGGAUGACGGGGAGAAGUCGGAUUAGCAGGCGGCCGGGACGGGGAGGGUCGGGGAGGUGGGGGGAACAGAGGGGACACCGAGGCACGGAGGGAAAGGAAUGUUUAGCGCGAGGCAGUAUAGCUCGGGAUUGGCUCAGCUCCGUAGUAUUUAUGGUGGCCGCCCACUGGGGCUCUGGGGCUACCUCCUAGCUUUGUUCCUGUCCCCCAAGUCCCGGCCCCCUCCCUCCUCCUCUGCAGCCCGAAUAGGUGAACGGAUACCUGCUCGUGACAUAGAUGAGGCAAGCUAAGGCCUGGAGGGGCACAGGGAGACUAGGUCAGAAAGGAGCAAAACCUAAAGAAGUCCAACACCCCUGGCACGUCCCCUGUUCCGAACACGUGUACCGGUAGUCUGCUCGCUGGGCCCCCCGGGGCACACGCCACAGCUCCCGCCCUGGCACUGCAUGCAAACACAAUGCUAGCUGCCCCCUCCCCAUCCUGGGCACCCACAGUGUCCCCCCUGGGUCCCGGACCUGCUCCCACCUCCACCUCCUGCCCUGCUCACCACCCCCGCUAGUUCCAGAUACCCCCGUGCCCACCCGGUCCUCUCUCGCCCAAGAAAGAGGGGGGCAAGCUUAGCUGGGACAAGCCGGGUGGGGGCGGGUGACCCAGGACUUUCCCUUCUCCCCUUCCCAAAAUAAAGAUGAGGGUACUAAA
This is a messenger RNA of Lemur catta (Ring-tailed lemur), 1453 nucleotides long. It is a transcript of the gene TLE5, whose product is annotated as TLE family member 5, transcriptional modulator. Gene Ontology annotation, molecular function: protein binding; transcription corepressor activity. The coding region runs from base 193 to 786 and encodes 197 amino acids. Gene Ontology annotation, cellular component: nucleus; transcription regulator complex. The record is from RefSeq and is a predicted model, not a curated record. NCBI's taxonomy places the organism in Eukaryota, Metazoa, Chordata, Mammalia, Primates, Lemuridae. Gene Ontology annotation, biological process: negative regulation of canonical Wnt signaling pathway; regulation of DNA-templated transcription. The transcript has 7 exons.